GACGGUGGGGGCGGCAGAGCGUAAUGACAUCACAGCGGAGGCGAAGAAGAGCGGAGCUGCAUGCUGAUGACUAGAAAGACUUCCGCUCCAGGCACUGGAGCUUAUCCGUGGAUGCAGGAUGGGAUCUUUUGCUUUUACAAAGUAUCUGCGCCUGUUAUUUGGCCACCAGCUUCCUCGUCAGAGUGUUCCUGUUGUUCUGCAACGGAAAAAUCACCCGAACGUUCAGCUUUACUGCACCAAUAAAGAGAAAAGACUGCCUGAAGCAAACAGCAGAAGAUCUAAUCAAAGAGAGAAACCUGCGUUUCCAAAGUCAGUGUUUGCUGCUGGCACUGCCAAGAGGACGGCGGACUUUUUAAAGAGAAGAGCAGGAACAGAUCCCGAACAGGCCGGCAGUUUAGCGCGAGACAGAGCGUCCUUCCUACAGAAGAUACCUGAGGGACCGCUGAGUGCUCCAGAGUGGAGGAAGCUCAAAGACAGCUCGUCCAGACCGGAGCGCUUCGAGGUGAGGAUGAUGGAGUUAAUGCUGGCUGCAGCGGCCGACGUUAACAUUGCCAAAUCUCUUCUGGCCUAUGUUGCUAUGGAGAAGGGGGCGGUGCCAUACAUGCUCCUGCUGAGGUACCUCGCCCUUUGCGUGUCCGGCGGCCACCACUCAGAAGUGCUGGACACGUAUGAUGUCAUGAGGACGUGCUUUAAAACUCUGGACUCUGGUGCGUACAGCCUGCUCGUCAAAGGCUUCAGUCAAACCGAGCGCUGGAGGGAGGCCUUAGUGAUGCUGGAGGAAAUGAAAAAAGUCAUCACGCCCUCACCUCGUAACUAUGGCGACGCUAUCGCCGGGGCUUUUCUCCAUGGCGACAGUGAGACAGGUUGGAUGCUCUAUAGUGAGCUUCUGAAGCUGGGCCUGACGCCUAAUCAGGACACCUGGCAGUGCCUGUUCGAAAAUGCCGGCACCGAACAUCAACACAGAGACAGACUCGUCGACAUCCUGACCUACAUGAGAGAGAACCAGGUGUAUCCUGAGGAGCCGCUGGCCCAAAGCAUCAAAGCCUGGUUUGAAAGUUUACCAGAUGAAAAGUGGAGAGGAAGGUUCGCCUCUGUGGAUUCCAGAGGACGGUGUCGGAGCUGCCAGGCGGAGCUGGAGUCCAUCGAGCUGACGGAGGAGGAGUACACUCAGCUGAAACACAGAGUGAUGACGGAUGUUAUUGAAGGCAGAGACGUCUUCAACAAAACCACACCAGAGGAGCUGGAGAGCUUUAAGAGCUUUGUGAAGAAAAGUCCUGCGUUUGACGUCAUCGUCGACGGCCUGAACGUCGCCAAUAUCUCAGCAAAGGGCCCAAAGUCUCAGACAUUGUUAGCGGUGGUCUCGGAGCUGCAGGAUCAGGGUCUGAACGUCCUCGUACUGGGACGAAAACACAUGCUGCGUCCCUCCUGGAACUGGGACAGACACGACAUCCAUCAGAUCAAACAGAAAUCCCUCUGCUUCUUCACAGAGAACAUCUCAGAAGAUGACCCUUUCCUGCUCUACGCUGCACUGCAUUCUGGGAACCACUGUAACUUUGUGAGUCGUGAUCUGAUGAGGGACCACAAGGCGUGUCUUCCGGACAGCGCCACCAGACGCCUCUUCUUUAAGUGGCAGCGUGGGCACCAGCUGGUGGUCCAGGGGUACGUUCCUGGAAAGAAGGUUCGAUUUCAGAGGGCACUGAGGUAUGAUACAAUAAUUCAGAGCACCGGCACUGCCUGGCAUAUUCCCUACGACGAGGAUGGAGGAGAUAGAAGCACGUAUGAAGUGCCACAGAGGUGGCUGUGUCUCACUAAAGAGCAGCAAUGAUUCUUCCUUCUUGUAUGAUAUGUACAAACUGUAAAGAUAAAUAAAAAUGGAUUGCACCUAAAA
Molecule: messenger RNA, 1888 nt
Organism: Colossoma macropomum (tambaqui)
Lineage: Eukaryota; Metazoa; Chordata; Actinopteri; Characiformes; Serrasalmidae
Product: protein only RNase P catalytic subunit
Exons: 8
Coding region: 119-1825 (568 amino acids)
Biological process (GO): tRNA 5'-leader removal; mitochondrial tRNA 5'-end processing
Cellular component (GO): mitochondrial ribonuclease P complex; mitochondrion
Molecular function (GO): protein binding; ribonuclease P activity
Source: RefSeq, a predicted model, not a curated record